UGACACAACGGAGAACGGAAUGAUAACUGACAAGUGACAAACAAAAAAGGAGAGCCAAAGCCAAGGCCUGGUCUGACGAUUGACAUGCCUCAUCUUCACCUUACUCCUGGAAUUGGAUCUCUAAACCUCCGAAACGUUGCUGUUUUAUACUUCCUAUAGGUUCAAAUUGAUCCUAUCUAUGCUUACCCACCUGCCCAUCUUCAUCAAACUUUAUCCAAUCCAAUUCAAUCUCACUCACUAUCUCUCUCUUGAGUAAAAUGUGUCAAAGAAAAGGAGAGUGAUGGCGGCAGCAGAACUGAGAGCAGCAUGGCAGAGAACAGCUAAUCGGUGCUUUGUCCAAGAAGAUGCCAAAAGAGCUCCCAAGUUUGCUUGCUGCCAGUCAUCAUCUUCAGCAUUUAAACAGGUUGAUGCUGAACCUACCAAUGCAGUAGGUGGGCCAGAUCAUCCUGCCAUAGGUUUUAUGCCUCUUAAUAGGAAUCCUUCGUUUUCUAAACUACUCCCUGACACACGAUGGUACCAAAAGGAUGUAACAUAUGAACAGGUUAAUGAAUUGGAGGCAAAAGUGGAAAUCUUAAGAGGAGCUGGCACUGUAAAUUCAACAACUAAGUUUGAUGAGGUCCAGCAGCUAAAAGGAGACAUUGUUCAUGUUGAUGAUCACAAGAACUGUGAGUCUUCUCUUGAUAUGCAGUGUGGUUUCUCUGGUUCUUGUAUGAAAAAGGCCCCUGAAGCCAGAAAACAAGAGGUGAAGGCUCUGUAUAGUAAGAAAUCCGAGGAAUAUCUUGAACUAAUGGACAUGAGGGAGAAAUAUGAACUUAGGCAUUUGGACCCUGUUGGUUGUCCAGUUUCCAAACAAGGCAAUGAGUUUUGCGAAGAUCCAGAGUGGUUAAGGGUUGAUAAGACAGAGCCAUGGUGGCGAGCAACGAAUAAAGACGAAUUGGCCUCAUUGGUCACGAAGAAGUCACAUAACCAUAUUGAGAAUUGUGAUCUUCCCCCACCACAGAAAAUGUAUGUUAGGAGACACCCAUAUGCUCAUAUUGGGUGCUUUGACGACGAUGAUGCAUUGGCGUCAUCUUUUGAUCAGAAGGCCCAAAGUGGUGGUAUUUCCAAUAGGACUCAUGCACAGGGUUGUCAUGUUUCUGAGAAAACACAUGGAGACCAGGGGGCUUCAUGUGAAGAAGGGUGUUCACAAUAUGGUUCUGAGAAGUCAUUCAGUUCUAGAACAAACAGCAAGGAUAUGACAGGGAUGCCGCAAGUCUCUGAAGGUGGCAGUAGCAAAGCUCAGCUGAUGGAAGCACUCCGCCAUUGUCAAACUCGUGCAAGGGAAGCCGAGAAGACAGCAAAGCAGGUUUACGCUGAGAAGGAGCACAUUCUUAAACUCUUCUUCAGACAAACCGCACAAAUUUUUGCCUAUAAGAAGUGCUUCCAACUUCUGCAGCUAGAAACCCUUUAUAUCCGGAUUAAGAAUAAUGAGAAGUCAAUUUCCACUCUCAUCCCUGUGGUCCUUCCAUGGAUGCUGUACAAAGGUCGAAAACAGCGGAAGAGCUGGCACAAGGCUACCGGGGGGAAAAGAGUAAAGCGAGGACGACCGAGACAUGAAAUCGCUAAAUUUGCUGUUGCUUUUUCAUUGGGAUUGAGUCUUGUUGGAGCUGGCUUGCUCGUGGGAUGGACUGUAGGAUAUAGUGUACAUAGGUGGCAAAACCCUGCAUCUUGUGGAAGAUUGAUUUACCGGGGGAAGUAGCUGCUAUGAUUUUGUAUUCUAUGCAUGUAUUCACUUUGAUUCUUAGAAGGGGAAAUGUUCUACGCCACAGCACUCACAAA
Molecule: messenger RNA, 1818 nt
Organism: Alnus glutinosa
Lineage: Eukaryota; Viridiplantae; Streptophyta; Magnoliopsida; Fagales; Betulaceae
Exons: 3
Coding region: 281-1738 (485 amino acids)
Source: RefSeq, a predicted model, not a curated record